GUCCCCUCAUUCCCCGCGUGGGGACAAGGCGCGGAGGCGGCGCUGCCUCGCCAGCCGCUCUCGGUGGCGGUGCGUGGGAACGGGGGGGGUCCCCGCGGGGCCGUGCACCCGCGGCUCCUCCUCCCGGCGCGGCUCCGCGGAGCUUCCGCCCGCGGGCUGUACGCGGUGACCGCCCCUUCACCCGCUCCCCCGGCGGGGCAGCCCGGCUGCUUGCGCGCUCCCAGCCGGGGCGAUGGAAAACGCGGCCGGCCCGGCGCCGGGACCUGGGAGCGCGGCCCCGGGGUGCCCCUCGCCUCCGGGUCAGCCCGUCAGACUCAGGCGCUGCGUUGGGUGAAAUAAAGACGCUCCCGGCGUCGUUCCGCCGCGCCCCGUUGUCCCCGAAGCGGCGGGAAGCCCUCAGGGAUGCGGUUUGCAGAGGUGGGGGCAGUGUGCGAGAGGCGCUCCGGGGUUCCCGCGUUUUGGGGUAAAAUUCAGGAAACUGCUGGCGGAGUGCUCGAGGUCAGGCUGGGAUCUGCACGUGGUCCUUCGGAGUUUUCCAUCUUUUUCGGGAUUUUUUUGGUGAAGUUGGGCGCUGAGUUGCUGGCGGCAGCGGAGCAGCAUCCCACUGCCUUCCUGCCUUACUCCUGUGUGGACACACCGGCGUGCUUGAUGCUCAGGUUCUGUGGGAGCGGAAACUGGCUUUUGUUGACCAAUCAAGCUAAAUGGGUCCAGUCACUGGAAUGACUCCGGAUAAGAAAGCUGAAACGCCCGGAGCAGAAAAAGCCGCAGGACUACGGCAGUGCCAUGGGAUGGGCAGCCUGCCCGACACGGGCGACGCCGGCAAGCCAAAGGCCACCGUGGUGGACAGAGAUUCAGCCGAUGAUGAGCUGACAAAUUUGAACUGGCUGCACGAAAGUACUAACCUGCUAACAAACUUCAGCCUCGGCAGCGAGGGCCUUCCCAUUGUUAGCCCCUUGUAUGACAUCGAGGGUGACAGUGUGCCGUCCUUCUCACCGUCCUGCUACCAGAACCCUGAGAAGAAAUCCUCCACUUCCAAACCCCCUUACUCUUUCAGCCUUCUCAUUUACAUGGCGAUUGAGCAGUCUCCCAACAAGAGCUUGCCAGUCAAAGAAAUCUACAGCUGGAUCCUGGACCGCUUCCCCUACUUCGCCACGGCCCCCACCGGCUGGAAGAACUCGGUCCGACACAACCUCUCUUUGAACAAGUGUUUCCGAAAGGUGGAGAAAAGCCAUGGCAAGGUGAACGGAAAAGGGUCCUUGUGGUGCGUUGACCCAAAAUAUAAACCUAAUCUUGUCCAAGCACUGAAAAAACAGCCUUUUUCCUCAGCACUUGCAUUUUAUACUCCACCGGCGUCGCCACCCAGUAGGUCGUCGUCCCCUCACUACCUGACUUCAGUCCUUCAGCAGAAUCACAGCCGAGCUCUCAAAGAAUCUGAUAUUGAUGCUGCUACUGCCAUGAUGCUGUUAAAUACUUCCAUUCAGCAAGGGAUGCUGGACUGUGAGAAACCUCAGCCGCUGAAGGCGCCCAAGAAGAGGAGCUACGGCAGCGCGUUCGAUGCCCCCAGCUCCAUGACCCUGCCGGAGAACGAUUCCGCGGCCGCCAACAUCGACCCGAGCGAGGAUCACAACUACAGCGCCAGCAGCAUGGGCUCGCAGCGCUGCGCCUCCCGCUCCAGCGUGUCCUCCCUCUCCUCCCUGGACGAGGUGUACGAAUUCAUUUCCAAGGCCAGCCACGAGGGCAGCGACGGCAGCGAGGGCUUUCACAGCGAGGUGGACACGGACGGCGACUACGAAGACGAUCCCCUCGGAGACAGCGGCUACGCAUCCCAGCCCUGUGGAGAUUCCUCUAAGGAGAGUCAGCCCAGCAAGAAAGUACUCGAGGAGCUGUGUCAGGAGAUCGAUGAGGAGCUGAAGGAAGCAGCAGGGUCUCUGCUCCACCUUGCUGGCAUCCAAACGUGCUUGAGCUCCUUAAUAAGUACUGCAAAGACCCACUGUCACAAGCAAAGGAAAAAAUAAUGUGUUUGUCAGUGUUGAAUAUAUACAUAUAUUUUUUUUAAUUGUGGCAAUACUCUUCUACUUUUGCCCUUCACAAGGGAGAUCAAAGCCAUAAAAGGACUCACUGCUUUUUUUUUUGCCGCAAACUAUAAUUUAGCCAUUUAUUUUUAAAUCGCCACCUAAAAAGAAAAUAUUUAAUCUUCUCAAAUUAGAAGAUAUGCAUGAUGUGAAAACCCAAAAGCAUACUUCUUAAUGGUCACUCCUUAAUUUUUUUUUCCUUUUCGAUAGUUGACAUUAUUUUUUUUUCAGAGAUAAGUUUGUUCAGAUGCACACUGUGGAUCAUAUUUGCAUCUCCACUGGCCCCAUCUGCAGAGGUGAAUUUUGUUCUGUCCAAGGGCUCUGACUUCCAUGUAAAGGAUUCAGAUCUAUUUUGCAAUAAGAGAAUCUCUCUAUAGUUCCUAGACAUCCUUCACCCAAAAAAUAUUUUUUGUGGUAUGUUGAACUUUAUUCCUAUUUUUCUUUUAAAAUCAGUGGUGAUUACUUACAUCUUCCUGUAGAUUUUGCCUUUUUUUUUCCUGUUCAAAAAUGGGUAAGCAGUUCUGUUGGAGUGGGUUUUAACAGUACUGUACAUACAAGGAUGCCUUAAGUAUGUUGCAGAAUUGUAUACAGCUAUCCAAGGUCAUCUUUCCUGUUGCUGAAAGGUAGCAUGAUGUGCCAUAAACGUUCUCACCAACGUGAAGCCACUGCUUCCACCAGGUGUUGGGCAAGCUGGGUAAAAAUUAGGAGCAGAGCCACUUAAGAAACCAGUGUCCACUGUUGAAAACAGUGCUGGAUUCAGCCAAAAGUUAACCUUUCCCUAAGGGAGUAUUUUCCUGGCCGUUUGAAUGCCUUUCUUAGACUAGUGUGGGUUUUUUGCCCCUUUUUUCUUUCUUUAUUUUCUUAUUUGUCAGUCUCUUCAUGAAUUCUGUCCUAAACUGUCUACUUCCAGUGCAAACACAGCCAUGCUGCUGAAGGUCUGUUGCUCUGAGGGCCCAUUCCAGUGCCUCUUGAAGACAACGGUGGUGCUCCUGCUGACUCAAUGGCUGUUGGAUCAAGCCUGAAAUAUUUGAGGUUCUUGGUUUUUUGGAAUAUAAAGCACAAACACUAGGAGAGAAAAAAAGUUGGUUUUUGUUUUUUUUUUUUCUUUUUCCAAUUCAGUUUUAAGAAUGAUUUGUUUUAUUUAUUGAUAGGGAAGGAAAAUACUCUGCUUCAUUCCUGUUAGCCUACACCUGUAAUAGGGCAAUGUGUGUGCAGAUGUGUGGGUGUUCUGGCUGUCACAGGUGCUGCAUUAGCCAACUAGAUCUGAUAUUGCAUGUAAUACUGAUGGUUAAUAGGGGUAAAACUCGCCAUUUAAAAGAAAAUUAAGUACCAAGACAGUGGUUUUUAGUAUUUCAGGAGCUGAAGAUGUGAAUGCUUGGUGGAACUGCUUCUUCUUGCUCAUGGGUUGCUUUUGAACUCUCAUGGAAAACUGCUAAGGGCAGAGCUUGUGUCAGUGUGAAAAGGAGGAUUCAGAUACACAGAAAUACUGUGAGCAGCCUGAGGUUUUGCUCGGUGCCAUGAUUUCAGUGUCAUGCUGUUGAAGAGGGGUGCUGCUGCCUGGCUCCUGCUGAAGUGGUUGCAGCUUUCUGUAGCUUCCAGUGAAAGCUGGACCGAGGUCUAGGUAUUCUGGAAGCUGUGGUCAUAGUCAGCUCCAUGUUUUGAUUUGGUUCUGAAUUAUUUUUUGCCUCAGAUAAACUUGGAGGAUAUUAUUGGGAGUGUGGCUGUGCUGCUGUUAACCCUGAAGCUGGUGACAGUGACUUCAGCAUAUCUGAAGGAUUGGGAUGCUAACAAUGCACUUAAUCACCAUAUGCACUGACCAGUGAGAACCAGUACCUGAUCAGCAGUUAGCAGCUGAUCCCAUCCAUCCUUCCAGCUGGGAGAACCAGAGUGGUGGAAGGGGGGAGCAGCCGCAGCCUUUCCCUGGGACACAGAGCAGUGCAGCGGGGCUGUGCUCUUCCUGCCCUUCCUGCUUUGCUGUCUUCCCUCUCUGCUUCCCAAGGGGAAGGCAGAGGAGCUGUGCCCCCACCCUGUGCCCCUGCUUUGUCCCAGGCCUCUGCCCUCACGUUGGCAGCACAGGCCGACAGCUCAGUGUGGAACACCUCUCUUGGCAGUGGGAGAGGAGCUGCCCUUCCUUUCUCUUACAUAUCUGUUGGGUUCAGGUUUGUUUGCCACCUCAGUUAAAGACCCUGGUGUAUAUAGUAUAAAUGGAGUAUAAUUCAAAGUUAUUUUGAUUGUUGGGCUUUGGGUUUUUUUAGUGACAUAUGUAAAAUAUUGAUGCCAAUGGUUGACUUGGAUACGUUUUGGCAAGAAAAGUAUUAAUGAACCACAUUCAGUUCUUUAAAUGCAGUGAAGAAGUGUAUGAGACCUGUGUUCAUGGAAGGUUGCUUUGUUCAGGGUAAAUCUGAUGUGAUUACUGUACAAACCUAUACUGGCUUUUCAGAUUCCAAUCCUAAAUUACUGAUCUGGAGAAGUCACAUCAAAUGUUUUUAAAUCCAACUGCAAAAUGGAAGUUGUGUGGUUUGCAACUUUUCAUCAACCUGAAAAGUACAAGCUUUAAUUAAGGCAAAGUAUACUCAUACACGUUAAUAAUGGUGUGGUCAAAAUAUUUAUUGAAAAGAAAAGUUAAAAUAUUUUAAAUGUUGCACCUGCUAUUUUAUCUUAAAGCACAUUCUUCACACCUAACUGCCAGUGCCAUUAUCAAGUCAGUUUUAUAAAUGUACAUUUCUUCAAACUAAAAAGUGCAUAAUUAAAAGUAUUAUGUUACUGCCAUAUAGUGAUAUAAAACAUUUUAUAAUUGCCAAUUCAUUGUAACUAUUAUUUAUUUAAAAGUGAAUUGUAAGAAUGCUUUCUGAUCAAAUGAACCAGAGUUGUUUUAAAACCAUUCCCGUUAGCUUGUUUCUAAUGUAGCAUAAGCAAUGUCCUUGGGUUUGUUUAGAAUAAUUUUGCCAGUAGGUGACCAAUUCUAACCCUUUUUCCUCUGGUUUAGUCCUUUACCUGUUUUAAAGACGAUUUACAAAAGUUUAGUUUUUUGUAUGCUAAUCUCUGUUAAUUAAAAUGUUUAUAAAUUUUAUUUUUACCAAAGAGAUGCAAUUCAUUAUGACAAAAUAUUGCAGAAUAAACUUUGUUUUAUAACAUUUGUGACUUUUCUGCCCACAUUUUUCAUUCAGAUGAUCAAAGGGGCUUUUCUAAAAUAAACAGCAUUGCAAACAGAAA
This is a messenger RNA of Taeniopygia guttata (zebra finch), 5285 nucleotides long. Lineage: Eukaryota; Metazoa; Chordata; Aves; Passeriformes; Estrildidae. The record is from RefSeq and is a predicted model, not a curated record.